AGUUUCAACAUUAAAAUUUUUCUCAAAUUUCGCACUACUGUCACUAACGCAACACGUGCGAACAUGCUUGCACGAGACUAGCCCAACUAUACCUUCCAUUGGCGUAGUAAAUUGAAUAUUACAAAAUAACAUUAUCAAUGCAGGUAUCAGUGAUUCCAUAUCAAUCCUCAGAUAAUACGGCAUUGGACCGCGAACCAACAAAAUGUGGCCACUAACAAUAAUCUUAUUGACAAAUAUUUUACUAGCAAUGUCACAAAUACAUAAAAUUGUGCUCAAAGAAAGAGAAACUCUUAUAGAAAGGGAAUUAAAAAUGAUGGUCGGUUAUUCAAUUGAACUCAGUGCUACUGAAUUAGUAGCCAAUGAAAUAAUAAUGGACCUUAAGCGUAAAGAAAUAGACUAUGGUUUCUGGAAUCCCAAAUAUUAUCAUCUAUUGAAACAUUUCUUCGAAUAUAAAGAGCUAGUGAAAGAUACUAAAUUAUACAAAAUACUGAAGAGUAUGCCUAAGGGUGCAGUGCUUCAUGGACACGAUACAGGUAUGCUCGGUCCAGACUACGUGCUUGAAUUAACUUAUUGUGAUGACUUAUGGAUAUGUUUCAAGGAAGACCAAUCCGAUGUAAACUUCGUCUUUGCGAAACACCGCCCUACUGGAUGGUGUGCAACUAAAUGGGAACGAGCGAUGGAUAUAAGAAGAACUACGAAUGCUACAGAAUUCGAUGCAAAACUUAGAAAAUUCUUUACUCUUGUGGUCGUCAAUCCCCAAGAAGUUUACACAGAUUUGGAUACAGUAUGGGAUUAUUUCAUGAAGUAUUUUAUCCGCACGGGACCUCUGUUCACUUAUAAACCAGUGUGGGAGAAGUAUUAUUACGAUACAUUAUUUGCUUUAAGAGAAGACAACGUCAUGUACUUUGAAAUUAGAACUGUAUUGCCACCAUUGUACGACUUGGAAGGCAAUAUAUAUAACUCCGUAGACACAGCCAAAAGUUACAAGCGAGUGACAGAAAAAUUCAAGAAAGAUUAUCCAGAUUUCUUCGGGGCAAAAUUGAUAUAUGCUCCUGUAAGGUCAGUGGCUAGAGAAACUUUAAAAAACUAUAUCAAAGUAGCUAAAGAAAUUCAUAAGUUGAUGCCGGAUUUCCUUGCGGGUUUUGAUUUAGUAAGUCAAGAAGAUUUAGGAAAGCCUUUAAAAGAAUUUUAUCCUGAUUUAGCAAAAAGUGGCUUGAAUUUGUAUUUUCAUGCAGGUGAAACGAAUUGGUAUGGUACAAGUACAGAUGAGAAUUUAUUUGAUGCUGUUCUUCUUGGCACAAAGAGGAUUGGACAUGCAUUUGCUUUAGUGAAGCAUCCUUUAUUAAUGAAAGAGGUUAAGAAGAGAAAGAUAGCUCUAGAGGUUAACGUGAUAUCAAAUGUUGUUUUGAAGUUAGUCGAUGAUGUAAGGAAUCAUCCGUUAGCUACUUACUUGAGUCAGAAUAUGCCUGUAGUACUAUCGAGCGACGAUCCAGGUGUUUGGGAAGCUGAGAUAUUGACACAUGAUUUUUAUGUUGCCUUUAUGGGAGUGUCUAGUCGGCACGCAGAUCUUAAAAUGUUGAAGCAGUUGGCCUUAAAUUCUCUUUACUAUAGUUCAUACGGAGAAAAGCAUAAAUUGGUGCGUGAGUUUCAAAUCCGUUGGAUGAAGUUCAUUGGCUCAAUUCUUAAAAUGAAAUAG
Molecule: messenger RNA, 1696 nt
Organism: Spodoptera litura
Lineage: Eukaryota; Metazoa; Arthropoda; Insecta; Lepidoptera; Noctuidae
Source: RefSeq, a predicted model, not a curated record